Molecule: messenger RNA, 2385 nt
Organism: Podarcis muralis (Common wall lizard)
Lineage: Eukaryota; Metazoa; Chordata; Lepidosauria; Squamata; Lacertidae
Gene: CD74
Product: CD74 molecule
Biological process (GO): intracellular protein transport; positive regulation of cytokine-mediated signaling pathway; positive regulation of macrophage cytokine production
Cellular component (GO): cell surface; cytoplasm; membrane
Molecular function (GO): MHC class II protein binding; cytokine receptor activity; macrophage migration inhibitory factor binding
Source: RefSeq, a predicted model, not a curated record
UGUUGGUACUGGUGGGGGUGGAGGAAGGACUUGAAGGGUUUUUCCAAUUCUUUAGGUCCUGCAACUUUCACUUCCCAUUUCUGUGCUUCUAGAAGCUUCUGAGGAGUGCAACAGCCUUUAUAGAGCCCUUGCUGGUCCCAGGCAGAACAUCUUAACUUGCAGUCACCAAGAAGAACAUCAAAAGAGACAGCACCAUGGAAGAUGACAGGAACAACCUUCUCCCCAAUACAUACACUGGCUCUGCUCCAGUGCCAGAAAGGGGUUCUUCCAGCCGUAAACCCGUCUAUGCUGCCUUUUCCAUCCUGAUAGCCUUGCUUAUUGCGGGCCAGGCAGUGACUGGCUACUUUGUGUAUCAGCACAACACCCAGAUUUCCAAAGUAACCAAGACCGCCACUGAGCUGAAACUGCAGUCGCUGGCCAACAAUCUCCCUCAUGCUCCCAAGGCAGUUAACCAGAAGAGGAUGGCAAUGGCCAACAUUAUGCCUAUGGUCAUGAGGGACCCAGAUGAAGAGUCUCCAGAGGAUAAAAUGAAGCUGACCAAUAGCACUGAAGACCAGAUCAAACGUCUACUCAUGCAAUCAAACCCUCUCAUAAAAUUUCCUGAACUGAAUAAGAGCUUCAUGGAAAAUAUGAAUACUCUGAAGAACCGCUUGGAUUUUGAGGACUGGAAGUCUUUUGAAACCUGGAUGCACAAGUGGCUGCUCUUCCAAAUGGCCAAGAAUGAGAUUCCAGCUGAACAAGUGAAAACCAGGUGCCAGACAGAAGAAUGUGGUCGGGGUGUCCACCUGGGAAGAUUCUGUGCCAAGUGCGAUGAAAAUGGCGACUAUCUGCCUAAGCAAUGCCAUGGUAGCACUGGCUUUUGCUGGUGCGUCUACAAAAAUGGCACCAUGGUUGAGGGCACUACUAAAGUCCGUGGGCCACUGGACUGCACUGGAAAAGGGCAACUGGUGAACGUGACAGCUGGUGAUACUGAGAAUGUGACAGCUUCUCAGCUGAGCUUCAGUAACUAAAUGAUUGAGGAAUGCCAAGCAAACAGGGCAGGCAGUAGCACCAGCUGCAUCAGCUCAAGAAGCCCAGCUUAUCUUCUCCAGUUUGCUCUCGUUUUUUUGCUUCUGUAUUGAUUUCCUGAAUUAUGUUAGCCGCAACCACUUCUCAAAUUCCUAGGCUUAAGCAUUAUCCUUAAUGGAGGAGGGAAAAGUAGGUUGAUUAAAUAUAAUAGCCUGCUGAUCUGAGCCCUGAAUUACCUUUUUAGAGAAGUAACCCUUGUACAACCACAGCUUUAGCAGCAAAAUGCUUCAAGCAAGAAAGGGUGCUGUUUUCCUCAAUUAUUCAGCUCAUGCAGAGAGGAUCUCCCCCCCCCCCCGAAUAAACCCUGCAGUGAUUCUUGUGGCUAAUCAGGCUCCAUGAAUAGGGGAACAUUUACUGAAUGUAUGUGAAUAACAAUAGGAUUCUGAGACAGUGAGCACAUCUUCUGCAAUGAAAUAUCUGUUUCCCUCAAAUGGGGGUGGGGGGGAGAGAAUAUAAAAUUGUUUUCCAAAUAUAUUCUUCAAAGGUUUAUUACUCUAUGUUUAAUUCACCUUACUCUUUCCCCACUGGAUUCCUCCUGAUUUUAGAUAAGUCUUACAAGAGGUAGAAGAUUUCUACUGAACCCUUCAUUUAUUUGUUCUUUGGUGAUCACUCGUAGCCGAGUAAGGGUGCCUUCCAUGAACACAGUCUUAACAGUGAGGCUGUAAGUGACUGUGGAGCCCAGUUCUGGAUCCACACGUCCUUCCACAAUGGGGACAUAGGUUUCCAAGCAGGAGCUGAUCGUGGCGAGGGGUUGCCAAACGUUUCUCCUUUUUGCCCUAAGUUUGUGCUUCUUUAAAGGGAAAUUAUUGAGUGUUCUUUACAUAAAUGGAUAUGAACUGCUGUCAUCCUGAGUCAUGCUAGCUGGGGCUGAUGGGAAUCAGGGUCCUGAUGGUCUAGAGGAAUGGAGGCAUUACCUUAUGUAAGGUUUAAAUAUAGUUGUGAAUCCUGAAACCCCAAAUGCUGUACCCUAUGGAGUUGGUUGUGUACCCUUUGCAUUUGCUAGCAUAGCCCUAGAACUUGCUUUAGUAGAGUUUCUAGCAAGAGAAUACUGGAAUUGUAGGUAAGGCUAUAUAAAUCUGGGCAAAGAACAGGCUUCUCCCACAUCCAAAGCAAAUAUAAGUGAAUGUUUCUUCAAUUACACAAGCAAGCCAGCAGAGUGGAUAUAUAUGAGUGAUAGAUGAUAGACGAGCACCCACGCUUAUGACAUACUAAUUAUACCAUUUGAAUAUAUGAUCAUUGCUUUAUUAGUGAACUCAAAGAUGAUUUUAACUGUAAGUCUUUGUAAAGUUAAAAAAAAUAAAAGAUAACCUACUAAUA